Messenger RNA from Naegleria gruberi, 1092 nucleotides. RefSeq lists its product as uncharacterized. Lineage: Eukaryota; Heterolobosea; Eutetramitea; Acrasida; Naegleriidae. The transcript has a single exon. The record is from RefSeq and is a predicted model, not a curated record. The coding region runs from base 1 to 1092 and encodes 363 amino acids.
AUGACAAAAACAGAUUUACCAACAGUCACCUCUAGAAAGGAUGCCAAAAAUUCGGAGAGCAAUUCCUUUUCACCAUCAACACUUUUUAGUAUUAGAGAAGUGGCAGAAAUGACUGCCUAUGGAAUUUUCUUUGGAGCUGUAUAUGGAGGAACACGAGGAUAUUUAAAUAUGAGAAAUAUUAAAAUCCCAACAGCAACCCUCGAUAAGAUGAGAACUAAUUUAUUCUACAGAAAACAAAUGAAGGAAAAGCAAAAUUUAAAGGAAAAUCCACCAUCACCAAACGAAUUUAAUCCAAAUAAGAGCAGCCAAGAUAAUGUCAAUACAGAAUAUGAUCCACAAUCGACUCGAGUUGAUAGAAAACAUAUUAUUUUGGCUCACUUGUUUCAUCAGGCAUUUAGAUUUGCCACAAAUGUUGGAUUAUUUGCAUUCUCAUUUUCAUCUAUUGAUUUAUUAUUGAGAAGUAAGAAUGUUUUCAAUUGUUACUAUUCAAACGACGAUGAAAAGGACGAAAAUUCGCUCAAAUAUCAAAUUCAAUCAAUUUCGGGACAAAUUGCCAAAGUUACACUCACAGAGGAUCAAUUAAAAACCAUUGAGGAGAAUGAUUUUUUAAAGGAGAGAGUUAAUCAAUUGAAUAUUUUACAUAAACCAAUUGCUGGAACUGUUUCAGGUGGAGUUUUUGGUUUACUGGCAUCAGUUCCUAAUUUAUUUAUGGGAAUUGGUACAGCUUCUGGAGCUCUUUCACUUACUAUUGCCUCAAUUGGAUAUGGAUUAAUAUUUGGAACAUUAUCAGGAAUGUGUUUAAUACCAUUGCAAAGUUUUUAUAUGGUUGAACGUUUUAAAGCAUAUCAACAAGUUGAAACUAAAAAAGAGGAUGAAGUUGAAUUGGCUUUACAACAAGAAGAAGAUGGUAUUGAAUCUGAAUUAUUGAAAGAGAUUUCUAAAAAGUCCAAAGUCAGUCUUCAAGCUUUCAUCAAUGAAGAAGAAACUUUUUUGAAUCAAUUAGAGAAGGUUUCUGAAAAGAUUAAGGAUAUUAAAUUGAAUGAUGAUGAGGAAAUAGAUAUUUCAACAAGACAACAACAAGAAAGGAAAUAA